Ziziphus jujuba (common jujube) is the source of this 2944-nucleotide messenger RNA. Its product is annotated as pentatricopeptide repeat-containing protein GUN1, chloroplastic. Gene Ontology annotation, cellular component: chloroplast. NCBI's taxonomy places the organism in Eukaryota, Viridiplantae, Streptophyta, Magnoliopsida, Rosales, Rhamnaceae. The transcript is spliced from 4 exons. Gene Ontology annotation, molecular function: protein binding. The coding region runs from base 231 to 2843 and encodes 870 amino acids. The record is from RefSeq and is a predicted model, not a curated record.
AAUGACAACAGAGAAAAGUAGUCCAACUCAGGAUCAGCUGACUUCCAACAGUGGUGUGUAGUUCACAAAGUCCCUUUCUUAUCUCUAAGCCUCUCUCUCUCUCUCUCUCUAAGCCUCUCUCGCGCGCUCCAAAGUCUCCGCCAUAUCCAUAUGGCUUCCUCAGCUGCGACUAAACCCUACAAAAACCUCCAUUAAUCCGCUACCCUCCUCCCUCCACAAAAACCUAACCUAUGGCUUCGACGCCGCCGCACUGUUCAAUCACUCCGUCAAAGCCGUACCAAAACCACCAAUACCCACAAAACCCAAACCUAAAGAGCCAGAGCCAUUCCCACCGGCAAAACCGCAACUGGACCUCUCAGAAAGUCUCUCUCACCAAACCUUUACCCUCUCCGCCGCCGCGAAAUGCCUCCAAAACCGGUUCCGCCUCUUCUUCCCUCUCCAAAAACCCUGCCUUUUCAUCUCUCUGCCCCCUCCAGUCCCCAAAAUCAGAACUUGCCACCGCAUUUCCUGGCCGGCGAUCUACCCGGUUCGUCUCCAAGAUGCACCUGGGCCGCCCUAAAACCACUGUGGGUUCUCGGCACAGCUCGAUUGCCGAGGAGGCUCUGCAGCAUGCUAUUCAAUCAGGUAAGGACGAUGUGGGCCUUGAAAAUGUGUUGCUUAGUUUUGAGUCCAAGCUUUGUGGGUCUGAUGAUUACACGUUCUUGCUCCGAGAACUUGGGAAUAGAGGUGAGUGGGGAAAAGCCAUUCAGUGCUUUGAGUUCGCUUUGAGGAGGGAGAGGAGGAAAACUGAGCUCGGUAAAUUGGCGAGUGCAAUGAUUAGUACACUUGGUAGGUUGGGGAAGGUUGAGAUUGCCAAGAAUGUUUUCGAAACUGCUUUGAAGGCAGGGUACGGAAACUCGGUUUAUACGUACUCGGCAAUUAUUAGUGCUUAUGGACGAAGUGGGUAUUGCAAUGAGGCUAUAGGGGUACUGGAGUCUAUGAAAGGUUCGGGCUUGAGGCCCAAUUUGGUCACCUAUAAUGCUGUAAUCGAUGCGUGUGGUAAGGGGGGAGUGGAGUUCGAGAGGGUAGAUGAGAUUUUUGAAGAGAUGUUAAGAAACGGAGUGCAACCGGAUCGGAUCACCUAUAAUUCACUCCUUGCAGUUUGUAGUCGAAAGGGGCGGUGGGAGGCAGCUCGGAAUUUAUUUCAUGAGAUGUUAGAUAGGGGGAUUGAUCAGGAUAUAUAUACUUAUAACACACUUUUGGAUGCCAUUUGUAAAGGAGGCCAAAUGGACUUAGCAUAUCAGAUUAUGUCUGAAAUGCCCUCGAAGAAUAUCUUACCAAAUGUGGUGACUUAUAGUACUAUGAUUGAUGGCUACGCCAAAGCUGGUAAAUUAGAAGAUGCGCUGAAUUUAUUUGACCAGAUGAAAUAUUCGGCUAUUGGUCUUGACAGAGUUUUGUAUAAUACAUUGUUUUCCAUUUAUGCGAAGCUGGGUAAGUUGGAGGAGGCAUUGAAUGUUUGCAGGGAGAUGGAGAGUUCUGGGAUUAUGAGGGAUGUGGUGUCUUAUAAUGCACUUCUAGGAGGGUAUGGGAAGCAAGGGAAGUAUGAGGAAGUCGAAAGGUUGUAUAACGAGAUGAAAGAAGAACGUCUAACUCCUAAUUUACUAACUUAUUCAACAUUAAUUGAUGUCUAUUUGAAAGGUGGUUUGUAUGACAAGGCAAUGGAGGCUUUUACAGAGUUUAAGCAGGCAGGAUUAAAGGCUGAUGUUGUGCUUUACAGUGAACUAAUAAAUGCUUUGUGCAAAAAUGGCUUGGUGGAAUGUGCUGUUUCUUUGCUUGAUGAGAUGACAGAGGAAGGGAUCAGGCCUAAUGUUGUCACUUACAAUUCUAUAAUUGAUGCCUUUGGUCGCCCAGCAGCAUCAGAAUCAACACUUGAUGCUGCUAGUGAAGGAAAUGAGCUGCAGACUGAGUCUUCAGUUUCAAUUUCUGAGGAUGCUAUUGGGAUUAAAAUGGGAGAUGAGGUGGAUAACCAAAUUAAAAAAAUGUUGGGACAACUCGCUUUUGACAAAGAAGACCAUGGAAAGAAAGACAAUAAGGGUGGACAAGAAAUCUCAUGCAUUUUGGGUGUCUUUAAAAAGAUGCACGAGCUAAAUAUCAAACCAAAUGUGGUCACUUUCUCAGCAAUCUUAAAUGCUUGCAGCCGCUGUAAUUCAUUUGAAGAUGCCUCAAUGUUGUUGGAGGAGCUCCGAUUGUUAGAUAACCAGGUCUAUGGUGUUACCCAUGGACUUCUUAUGGGCGACAGGGAAAAUGUAUGGGUUCAAGCUCAAUCUCUGUUUGAUGAAGUAAAGCAGAUGGACUCUUCGACUGCAUCUGCCUUUUACAAUGCUCUGACUGACAUGCUUUGGCACUUUGGUCAGAAACGAGGAGCCCAGCUGGUUGUGCUUGAAGGGAAACGCAGAAAUGUAUGGGAAAGUGUGUGGUCUAAUUCUUGCCUAGAUCUGCAUCUGAUGUCUUCAGGGGCUGCGCGGGCAAUGGUUCAUACAUGGUUACUCAAUAUACGCUCUGUAGUGUAUGAGGGCCAAGAAUUGCCAAAGCUAUUGAGCAUUUUGACUGGAUGGGGAAAGCAUAGCAAAGUAGUUGGAGACGGUGCUCUAAGACGAGCAGUCGGGGCACUUCUCACCAGCAUGGGUGCACCCUUUGAGAUUGCCAAGUGCAAUUUAGGCAGAUUUAUCUCAACGGGACCAUUGGUGGCGGCGUGGUUAAAAGAAUCUGGCACACUCAAGGUUCUAGUUCUUCAUGACGACAGAAAAUAUCCAGAGAGUGAAAAGUUAGAACAAGUCUCCAAUUUGCGAACGCUCUCCUUGUAGUCGUUUGUAUCAUGUUGCUUCAUCUUGUAUCCAUUUUUUCUUUUACCUGUUCAUAAUGUAAUCUGUACAAGUGAUAUGUCAAAGAAGACGUUGGAACUCUC